Molecule: messenger RNA, 2282 nt
Organism: Clarias gariepinus (North African catfish)
Lineage: Eukaryota; Metazoa; Chordata; Actinopteri; Siluriformes; Clariidae
Gene: klf12a
Product: Kruppel-like factor 12a
Exons: 6
Coding region: 186-1322 (378 amino acids)
Biological process (GO): regulation of transcription by RNA polymerase II
Molecular function (GO): DNA-binding transcription factor activity, RNA polymerase II-specific; RNA polymerase II cis-regulatory region sequence-specific DNA binding
Source: RefSeq, a predicted model, not a curated record
CAUUCAUUUCCUCCUGAGUAGCCCACAAAGGAGGAGGGAGACGAAAAGAGAGAGAGAGAGAGAGAGAGAGAGGUACAGACAAGAGUCUGACCGCACAGGAACACAAGACAGAGAGAGAAACAGAGCUAAAGGGACGCAAUAAGGAUAUCACUUCUUGAUCUCACAUUCCGAGACUUCAAACAAGGAUGUUGAUGCUGGACGGGAUGCCUGUCCUGCGAGUCAGAGCAGAACCGGUGCAGAUGCAGCGGAGGUCUCCUGAGAUCCGUAGCUACGCACAUGACAUGGGCGUGUUGGUGAUGGAAAGAAGGUUCCGGACUCAUUCGCCUGAGAAACGCUUCCCAUCAGACCUGUUCCAGAUGCAGACCGAGCCCGUGGACCUUUCCACCAACAGAUCCCGCUCUUCACCAUCAUCAUCAUCGUCAUCAUCGUCACCAUCAUCUUCAUCGUCAUCCUUAUCAUCAUCACCAUCCUCGUCAUUGUUGCGUUUCUCACCGCGCUCCCCUUCGGUAUCAUCCACCAAGUCUCCUUCAUCUUCAUCAUCAUCAGUAUCAUCAUUAUCAUCGAUAAUGCCCUCAAGCUCACCGCCAUCCGUCAUAACUCCAGUGCCGCGAUUAAAGAUGUCGCCAUCAAGGGUGACAUCUCCGCCAUCUAUCGCUCGCAGGGGGCAACCGUUCCUACACAUGCCCCAGGUCUUGCCUUCAUGCCCUAGCCCCAUCCACCUGCACCCUCACAGAGUCCCCGUGGUGGUACAGCCUGUGCCGCUGGUCUACCCCAGGGUUGGUUCACUGGGACCAGGUAGUCUCAUGGCACCCAUGCUGGAAGAAAGCAGGAUACAUGGAAAAGUCACACACAGAGUAGCAGAUGGACCGUCUCCACGGCGAUCUUUGAGUGACAGUGAGGACGAUGACCUGCCCAAUGUGACGCUAGACAGAGUGAAUGAGACCGGCUCCACCGCCCUGACCAUCGCCCGUGCUGUUCAGGACUCCAUGUUGCCGUUCAGCAUCGAGAGCAUGCGAAGGCCGAGGCGACCCGAGUCUCCUGACACCAAGAGGAGACGCAUCCACCGCUGCGAGUUCGAUGGUUGCAGUAAGGUCUACACCAAGAGCUCUCACCUCAAAGCUCACAGGAGGACACACACCGGUGAGAAGCCCUAUAAGUGUACCUGGGACGGCUGCACGUGGAAGUUUGCGCGCUCGGAUGAGCUCACACGCCACUACCGCAAGCACACAGGGGUCAAGCCUUUCAAGUGUGGUGACUGCGAGCGCAGCUUCUCCCGCUCGGACCACCUGGCACUCCACCGCCGGCGCCACGCCCUGGUCUGAGGAUACACAUACACACACGCAUGUGCACACACAUAUACUCACUCACACAUACACACUCACUCACUCACUUACACACAAACACGGAUGGAGCAGUUUUAGAGGGACAGAGUCAGGAUGUGGCCCAGGAAAGGCUGGUCCUUUCCCUGAAUGUGCUCACGGUAUCAGGAGAGGGAAAACAAUCAUGAAUGAAGAGAAGGAGUGCUGAUCAGUUUUUACUGUUUAUAUCCUGAAGAAUACAUUUCUAUAUCUAUGUGUAAUAUUUAUCUGUAUCUGUAAGAAGGCUGAUCAUAUUGUAAAAUAUUACAAAGUAUGAAGGAGGGGGGGGGGUGAUUAUUAAAUAAUACCAGCGCAUAUCGCAGGGCAUAUCGAUCAUAAUCAGCAUUUAUAAUUAUGUCAUUUCAUUGCAAUAUUAGAACCCAGUUUAAAAGUAUUACACCAAUUUGUUUUAGCCAGUACGAAACUUGUAAUGUAAAUCAUUUGUUUGUUUGUUUGUUUGUUUGUUUGUUGACUGCGUCAGUGCCAGUCAUGAACUGUGAAAAAAAUGAAGGGCAGAGAUAAAAAAAAAAUCAGAUCUCAUGCAAAUCAUAAACACAGACGGAUAAAUGAACAGGGUAUGAACCUCAUAGUGAACUAGCCAACGCAAUUUCAUUGACUAAAUAUCAUUUACUAAUUAUAUAUAUAUAUAUAUAUAUAUAUAUAUAUAUAUAUAUAUAAAAUUAAACUUUGCACACCUUUGAUUGUGGAGUAAGUGUUCACACAAAUUAGACAUGAGGUCAAAAACGAUAUUUUUAAAUAAGGCAUUAUUAUUAUUAUUAUGACAAUGAUGAUUAUUAUAAAAAAAUAUUAAGCACUAUUAUUAUUAUUAUUAUUCAAAAUAACUUAAAUUAAUAAUAAUUUAUUAUUUAAUUAUUAUUAAUAAUAAACACUUUUAUUUGUAUUAUUAUUAUUAUUAUUAUUAUU